AUGGUUACCCGCCGCAGCAGGCCGCGGGCUACGGCUACCCGUCCCCGCCGCCGCAGCAGGUCGGGUACGGGUACGGCUACCCGCCACCGCAGGCCGCCGGCUACGGGUACCGGCCUGCUCGGAGGCGCCGUCGGGGGCCUCCUGAUCGACGACAUGAUCUCCCUGCAAGGAGUAUCAUCCAUGGAAGUGACAAAAGAAUUUGAUCCACAAAAUCUCUUGGAGCUGUUCUCCAUCUUUGCUAUCAAUUUGAGCAGUCCAACCAAGGAUGUUCAGAUUUUAACAUUGAGGAUUCUAUCAUAUUUUGUGAAGAUGGAUCAACGUCUAAUAACGGAUGAGGAGCGACCACACAAGAGGCAGAGAACAGAAGUUUCUGGAGAGGAAGCUGUUGCUAAAUACGCUAAUGUUGUGGAUAUUCUUUUGAUUAUUGAGUCAAUGCCAAUUUCAGUAUCUACUAGCCGUAAAAUUUCUAUCUUCAUUUCUCGGAUACAAAUGAGUUUAUCUUCCAAGAUGGUUCAUGAUGAUUACAUGCCUCCUCUCUUACAUGGUAUUAUUGGCAUAUUGUACAAUAUAUUUAGUGAUCUAUGGCCACAAACACUGGAUUGCCUUGCUGUUCUCAUUAGAAAACACAAGGAGCUUGUUUGGGGUCAGUUUGUUCUGUUCAUUGCAACUCACCAAUCAAAAGGACUGACUGUGAAAAAUCAGGAGAAGCUGGAAGCUGCAACCCAACCACAGUCUAUUUUUGACUGCUUCAACGGGGGCGAUGUCGGUGAGGCCGAGGCGGGAGAGGCCAAGUCCUGCCGGGCCGCACCCGGACCCGAGCUCCACGGCCCGAGUUCCCGGGAAGCGGGGCACGUCGGCAAAGGGGAGGGCCGGGUCGCGGAUGCAGCGCUCGACGAACUUGACGAGGACCAGGGACGAGGGCCACACAGAGGUGCCCACCUCGAAGGAGUCGUUGUCCUGCUCGAACAUCAGCACCGCGCCGCCGACCGGAAGCUCCACCACCGGAGACGCUGUGAACCGCAUCUCCGCCGGCGGCCCGUGAAGACACUGAAGCAAAGCGACCAGAAAAGACAACCAACUGCGAACCCCAGGUACACCUGCACAGGAAGUACAGAACCCACCCCCAUGGCUAGCAUAUAA
Molecule: messenger RNA, 1140 nt
Organism: Zea mays
Lineage: Eukaryota; Viridiplantae; Streptophyta; Magnoliopsida; Poales; Poaceae
Exons: 4
Coding region: 1-1140 (379 amino acids)
Cellular component (GO): nucleolus; small-subunit processome; 90S preribosome
Source: RefSeq, a predicted model, not a curated record